Molecule: messenger RNA, 1611 nt
Organism: Trichoplax adhaerens
Lineage: Eukaryota; Metazoa; Placozoa; Uniplacotomia; Trichoplacea; Trichoplacidae
Exons: 16
Coding region: 1-1611 (536 amino acids)
Cellular component (GO): endomembrane system; membrane
Source: RefSeq, a predicted model, not a curated record
AUGGCAUGGCUAACUUGUGGACGUGCAACAGUCGUUGUUUUCCUAUCGUACAUGGUUUAUAAUUUUUAUGCCUUAUACUUAUUAUUUUACCCUCAGCAAUGUUCUAUAGUUGCCAAGAAUGAAAAUAAUUGUCUGAGGCCGUUUUUGAAAGACGAUGCCAAACUAUCAUUGCAGAUUUACACCUCUGUCAAGUCAACAAAGCAAUCAAUUAGAAAAUUAUCAUCAAUAUAUACAGAAGAAGAUUUUCAUUAUCAUAAAGCUUUUACAAAGUCUGUUAAUGUAACCUUGCCAUCUGCUGUGGUUAAAAAUGGAACUUUAUUUGCUCACAUUGUUAUCUAUCCGUAUCUUCAAAUGAUUGAUGGCCACAGUCUUGCUUAUACGAUUGCCCCGCUCACUCGAUAUGCAAUACCUAAAGCUGAUACUCAACAUUUAUUAUCUAGCAGCAUUCAAAAUAGGUGUUCAUCUCCAUUAAUUAUUUUACAGACUUUAAAUCGCCCUAAAUCUCAUUGGAAGAAAACCGUUAGUGUCAGAUUAAUGACAGAAAAGUUUCUGUUUGAUAUGAAACAAUUUCCAGCAGAAAUAUUCAGUUUAUUAAGGCUAACUAAUGGUGAUCAAUAUCUGCCAUUCUUGCACGUAACGGAAAUGAGCCAGACUUUGCGUCAGGCGGAAGUUAUCGAUGUCAAUACUACUGUAAAAGUUUUGCAUAUCGAUUAUCAACCAAUUUCAGUCGGUGCGUUAAGAUUUUGGGUCUCUAUGGAAGAAUCAAUGAAACUAAUUCGCAAACUUGGAUUUUCUGAUAAUGAUAUUGAUAAAGUGAAAGGUAUAUUCUCGAGUGGCAAUUUAAAACUCCUUCUUUUAACGUUCGUGAUAUCAUUAGUUCAUGUUUUAUUGGACUUUUUGGCAUUUAAGAACGACGUUAAUUUUUGGAAAGGAAGAAAAACGACUGCAGGUCUCUCUCCUACGACAGUAAUAUGGCAUAGUUUUAGCUAUAGCGUUAUCUUUCUAUACCUCUUGGAUGAAGAUGCUAGUUAUUUAGUCAUAGUACCAUUAGGGAUUUCUACAAUUAUCGAGAUUUGGAAAUUAGCUAAAGUCUUUAAAGUAACAUUGGAAAGGAAACCUGAACAUUGGUUGCCAUCAAUUCAAUUUGGUCAACGUUCUAAAGCUGAACAGGAAUCGGAAUCUUAUGAUUUAGAGGCGAUAAGAUAUCUAUCAUAUUUUCUUUAUCCGUUGGUUUUGAUUGGAGCAAUAUAUUGCUUAAUCUAUAAUUCCUACAAAAGUUGGUAUUCAUGGAUUCUUCACAGUCUCGUAAACGGAAUCUACGCUUUUGGAUUUCUGUUUAUGCUGCCACAACUGUUUAUUAAUUACAAGUUAAAGUCUGUUGCUCAUCUUCCUUGGAGAGCAUUUAUGUACAAGGCCUUCAAUACUUUUAUUGACGACGUUUUUGCAUUCAUAAUUAUCAUGCCAACAUCCCAUCGUUUAGCAGUAUUUCGAGAUGAUUUUGUAUUUCUAAUCUAUUUGUAUCAAAGGUGGUUAUAUCCUGUCGAUAAGAGUAGGGUAAACGAAUUUGGCAUGUCAUACGAAGACAAAGAAAGUAAACCACAUUCCGAUUAA